Molecule: messenger RNA, 357 nt
Organism: Mesorhabditis spiculigera
Lineage: Eukaryota; Metazoa; Nematoda; Chromadorea; Rhabditida; Rhabditidae
Source: the annotation of a GenBank genome assembly
AUGGACUCCCCGCCGCCCUAUUCCCCAUCGGAGGCAUGGCGAGAUGAGACGGCGGCGGUUCGACCGCGUUGCGUCUUUUUCUUGAGGAGAGCGCUGACGCCGCGAUUCGAGGAGGGCGAUCCGCAUGGGGAUCGUCUGCAUCCGAUUCAUCGGGAAAUUGAGUACGAUGCCGAGAAGCUGGAGCAGGGAUUGUUCAAGGACGCCGGGAACCAUGAAGACUACAUGACCAGCGUGCUCGAAAAGAUCUCCACCUCGACGGGCGGUCAAGAAACGGCGGGCCAGGCGUGGAAUGAACUGCUCCGAGUUGAGGGCGUCGGCCCAGCGAAUCAAGGUGUCGCGGAACGACGGUUUUUCGAC